Molecule: messenger RNA, 3691 nt
Organism: Pseudoliparis swirei
Lineage: Eukaryota; Metazoa; Chordata; Actinopteri; Perciformes; Liparidae
Gene: arfip1
Product: ADP-ribosylation factor interacting protein 1 (arfaptin 1)
Exons: 10
Coding region: 222-1718 (498 amino acids)
Biological process (GO): regulation of Arp2/3 complex-mediated actin nucleation; intracellular protein transport
Cellular component (GO): trans-Golgi network membrane
Molecular function (GO): protein domain specific binding; phospholipid binding
Source: RefSeq, a predicted model, not a curated record
UUCUGAUGACAGCGGAGGGCCUGCACACUGGGUCAGUCUUUUUCCGGGGUUCAAACAGCAAGUAUAGCGUUCAUCACGGACAGCGGAGGACCGUCGGCGGUGAAUUGUUCGUCUACAUCUGCAGCAUUAGCACCUUGUCGUCACCGAGGGUCCGAACCAUUACUCCGGCAAACUGUUCGCAGCUAACUAAACUACAUAGUUAGCCACGACAGCGCAGAGGUAUGUCUGAAAAUAGUCUUGAGGCUGAAUCGGGGAAGACCUCAACCGAGGACUCUGAGAUGGAUUGUGAGGGAGUGAAAAAAUCGGAAGAGAGUGCGAGUCAGGAUGACGAACGGGAGAUUGUAGACGACAGUAGGCGAAGAGAUGACGAAGACGAAGUGAUGUACGACGUUGACAUUGACAGCGCCGAUGAAAAUGCAGAAAAGAGCGGCGACGAGGCCGUUCCGGAGGCGGACGAGGCCGUUCGGUGGCAGAGUGCAGUGACGUACGGCGACAGUGUAGAAAACGGGGGACAAGAGACAGAUCGUCACGUUGAAGCCGCUGACACGCCGGAGGAAAGCGGAGAUUCUCACACAAAGGAAGCCACGAUGACCGAGGAGGGCCAGAGAAGCUCAGCCGCUGAGAUCCCAGUGACCAGCAACGGAGACCUGGAUCAGAGCCCCGAGGCCGUGUUCCAGAGGGACUCGUACCCCGGUGGCCCCGGGGCCCCGAACCUUUCAGAGUCCCGUGUCACCUCCGGCAACUUGGCUUCAACGACGGAGGGCAUCAUUGAAUCGGGGCCGUACAGAGGGUCAGCCAGCCUGCCCACGUCCCCCGUGGCGCCCGUCGCGCCCAGCUCGGCGGUCGCUAGCCGCCUGGCGCGCUCCUCCAGCGAUAGUCAGGCUGAGAAAGGCGUGAUGAAUGAACAGCCUCAGAGUGGAGCGGUGGUCCUUUCAGAUGACUUGAAGAACCCGGCCAUGGAAAAACUGGACCUAGUGAGGAAGUGGAGCAUCAACACGUAUAAAUGUACCAGGCAGAUCCUGUCGGAGAAGCUGGGUCGGGGCUCGCGGACCGUGGACCUGGAGCUGGAGACUCAAAUCGAAGUCCUCCGCGACAAUAAGAGAAAGUACCAGAACGUGAUCAGGCUGGCUCAGACUCUGUCUGCGCAGCUGUCCCAGAUCAUGCAGACGCAGCGGCAGCUGGGCGACGCCUUCGCCGACCUCAGCCUCAAGUCGCCAGAGCUGCACGAGGAGUUCGGUUACAACGCUGAAACCCAAAAGCGUCUGUCCAAAAACGGAGACACGCUGCUGAGCGCCAUCAACUUUUUCAUCUCCAGUGUGAACACGCUCGUGGACAAAACGAUUGAGGAUACUCUGAUUAAUAUCAAACAGUACGAAUUUGCCAGGAUCGAGUACGACGCGUACCGUACCGAUCUGGAGGAGCUGAACUUGGGGCCCCGUGACGCCACCACCGCGCCCAAGAUCGAGGUCGCCCAGCUGCAGUUCCAGGUCCACCGCGAGAAGUACGAGAGGAUGCGCAACGACGUCUCCGUCAAGCUGAAGUUCUUGGAAGAGAACAAGGUGAAGGUGUUGCACAACCAGCUCAUCCUGUUCCACAAUGCCAUCGCCGCGUACUACGCCGGAAACCAACAACAGCAGCUGGAACAGACACUCAAGCAGUUCCACAUCAAGUUGAAAAUGCCAGGUGGGGACAGUCCAUCUUGGCUGGAAGAGCACUAAUCACUCCGCUUUGACGGGAAAUGUCAAAUUCGGCGAGACCCUCCCCUCCGUUCCCCCCCUUCAACUCGACUGCCUUUCAAACUUUCACAAUUGUAAAUCUUUUAACGCGAUACUCAAAACUAUAUAUAGAAAAAACAAACAAAAACAACCUCCUACAAUCCUUUUUACUCUUGUUGUUAAAUCAUCGUUGUUCAUCUUGCAGUGAUUUUGAAAUCAUCGGAAGCGCACUUUUAAACUCGUUUGAUAAAUCUGCUGGACGGGAGUUGCUGCAGGGAACACGUUUGGAAACUGUAAAUGGCCUUUUACCAUCCGGCAUGUGAAUGUCGUAUCUCGGCACAGCGGACUCGUCGGCUCCGGCGGGACGGCAACGGGAUCCAAACGGCCGCCGGCGCCACGUCAUAUACAGUCGACCGGCAUCUAGACGGAUACUUUAAGUCUCAUCGGGAGGCUUCAGGAGACUCGACGUGAAUUCUCUCGUGAUUUGAUUUGACGCCUCUUGUGAUAAACGGGGCAAAGCGGCAUUCAGAUGUGCGGCUCAUGCAUGCAAACUCUGAGUAAAGUGGCAGUCUGACAUUUUGGGGUAACGUUCCUAUUUUGCCGUUUGUUCAAUGUAGGACGACAGACGGCAGCCGCUUAGCUUAGCAUAAAGACUGAAAUUGUUAUCUGUCAGGGUAACCUGGCUCUUUAAAGCUGAACACAAUGCCGUCUUCCAGCACGGCUCAAGCGCACUCAUAUGAAGACCUAAGUGUAUACAAAUAAAAUAAAUUAAGACGUGGUUUUACAGAUUAUGUGCCUUUGGACAGAGCCAGGCUAACGGUUCCCCCUGAUUAGUCUUUAUGCUAAGCUAACCAUUUAAAAGUGCAAACAUGAAAAUGCUUUUGAUCUUCUCGUUUAACUCUCAACCCUCAAACAAAUGAGUGUCUCCUAAACUCUAGAACUAUUUCUUUAAAUCGAUAUGUUAAAAUCAUGUGUGUCUGUUCACAACACGCUGCAUGUUGUGACAUGAUGACGCUGACGGGAUGCUUUUUAUAAUCGAUAUUCUCUGUCUGGCAUGUGACUGGAUGGGUAAAAGUGUUUUGAGUCUCUUAUAUCCCAGAAGAAAAAAAAUGAAGGACCAGCCUUAUGUGACUAAAUGUGCCUUGAAUUCUUGAAUUUGUUCUUCUGUGCUUCGAUAUUUGAAUUGUUGGAAGAAGAAAAAAAGGCACUUUCACUUCCGGUUUUCAGGACCAACUCUGGACGGAAGAGAAUGGACCAAACACGCACACACACACACACACACACUCAGAGGACGGUACAGUUAGAGUCUGUAUAACUGUACCUCCUUAAACAUUAACACACAUAGGAUAGCUGUGUUAAACACUCCAGUAACAUUCAGAGAGCCUCCAUAUAUUUGUACGGCUCGCUGUUCUCAAAGAUAUUUAUCCGUAUUGCACACGUGCACAUUUAUGCAUUUAAGACCAAUUAAAAAUAAACUGUAUAUGUGAGGUGAAAACCAAAAUACGAUUAACUUUUUGUAAAUUUGAAAUGCCAGCAUUCCGUUGUGAGAGCUGCUCAGUUUGUUUCAUUGGGCUGAAUAAAAGUAUAUUUUUCAAAGGGGACACACUGAAACGCUGUUAUCCAUAACCAGCUGUCACUUUGUGGAGUUGUACUUUUCCUAUGGCUCACCAUAGCGGCUUGUGAGUGUGAAUCUUGUACAACAAUCUAUUGUUUCCUUAAAAUAGAUGGAUAUAUAUAUUUGUAAUCUUCUCUAUUUGACCUUGUAGUUUACAAUCAAUGCUGCCAUUUGGCUUUUGUUUUGGGUUAUUUUUCUUUUCUUCCUGAAGACCUACAGAAUGAUGUGCUAGUCCUAGUAUUUGCUGGUGGGUCUUUUGCCUUUUUUGGUCAUGAUAAAACAUUAACAAAUGUUGAGUUAAGAAAAAGGAUUCUGAAUGUUGUGUAAACUCUUUUGGGAAGAUUAAAGUUUCUUUUCUUUA